GGCCAACGAAACUGCAUGAGUAAGUGUCAGAGGCACUCAGUACAGUUACUGACGGCCCGUACCGUGAACGAUCGCCGUCGUCGACCGUCGUCACCGUGUCGUCGUCGAAUAGAGUCGCGGUUUUACCAUGCGCUGCUCUUGAUAAACGUAUGCGGGAGAGAGAGAAAGAGAGAGAAAGAGAGAGAGAAAAGGAAAGAAAAGAAAAGAGAGAAGGGAAAAGAGACGCGCGUACGAAGAAACGGGAGAAAGCAGAGGAUCGGUUCGGUUGAUGACCAGGUGUAUCUCGUCGACGUAGUGACAGUGUCCUCGAAUGUGUAUAUGGACGAGGUCGCCACGAUGACCGUUCCACCGACACUGCCGGCCAAGACUCAGCCCCCGAGUCAGGUUGCCCGACAGACUGUGUCAAUCCGGACUGUUUCCAAUCCCCCCACAGCUCCUCUGAGCACAGGGGCCGGAGCAACGGUAUUCGUCGGUCUGGCAGCUCCUGGCGUCGAUUCCUCGGCGGCCUGCAGAAGAAGAAUCCCGGAAGUGCAAGCCGCGAACGGGUACGGUAAGCAGAGUGGCGUGAAGUCGGCGCAGAGCUCGCAGAACCAGCACCAACAACAGCACCAACACGCGCAACAGCAACAGCAACACCACUACAACAAUCAUUAUCAGCAGCAACAGCAGCAGCAGGCGGCCCAUGUGGUGAAAAUCAAGAUCAAUCCGGAUGGUGAGAAGAACGGAAGGGUGAUAUCGACCGUACGAUUGACGCUGGACGAGAAGGUGGUCGGGAACGAAGCCGAGAAGGAGAACGGGAUCGCGUGCGAACGUUCGGGCAAGCGUGACGGUGGUGUGGUCGUGAGUGCGACGAAUCUGGUGAACGAGCAGCGUUGUGGAAGUGGCGGUGUCGGUGACGGCUGUGUGAGGAUCAGUGUCGGCUCGAACGCCUUCGAACGCAACAACAAUCACGAUAACGGUAAUUUACGCAAGGACAAGCGCGAUCGGAGCCACGAUAACACCAACGAAGAAAAAGAUAUGGUACUGCACCGUGAAACGUCCGUCGAGCCUCCUAUGAACGCCUCCUCCCCCAAUAAUAAUCGUUCCACCGCCUGCUUCUACUACAACUCGUAUCCCGCACCGCCGCCUCUUCCCAAGAAGAAGAACUCCAGUACGGUUAUCCUGGCCAGCGAUCAACACAAUCGUACAGGCAGUUUGACCAGCAGCGGGGCGGAAGUAGACAGCGACGACAACGAGAGCAACAUCAGCUGCGAUUCCUUGAACGGUGGCGAGUUGACCGACAGAAUAGCGAACGGUGGCAUUAACGGGAACGAGGCUGGCAGGCCAUCCUUGGAAUUUUCAGAACGCUCGGAGAAUUGCCGUCUGAAGAACGGGGUGGAUCGUGAGAAGUACAGGGACACGGAGACCAUCUUGGCGUUGAACCGGCUCGACCUGUCCACCGAUCAGAACGAGGAAAAUCGAACUCACGAGGAGGAAUCGAGCGCGGCUACCUCGAGCCCUGAGAUCGACUCGAGUUCUUGCUCGACCAGAGCCUCCCCCAGCGUGUCCCCCUCGCCGUCCGGGACUUCCUCGUUGUCGAAAGCCUCCUCCACUCCGAGGAUCAGGAGUCCGGUCCUGGCCACCGAGCAGAACGGCAGGCUAUCGUCCCCGGUUGUGAAGGAGUGCACUUACGAGGAGAGGAAGCAGGAGCAGGAGAGGUUGGAGCAGGAAUCAGGUGACGUGGACACCAGCGUCAACCCUUUGACCGGGAAGAAAUACGUGUACGAGUACGACAGGUUCUAUAAGUUUCACAUAAACGAGUUGAAGGGGAACAAAGACAAUGGUAGGGGUGUGGUGUUAGGCGAUAAGGACACCGACGAGUGUUUCGCCGGUUACAAGAUUCUCGAAAAGGAAGCCAUACGCAGUGCCAAGGGAACUGUGCGCGGUGUCAAAAACAGGGUUCGAGCUGGGAUCGCGACGUUCCUUCAGAAACCCUCUUCUCAGGCGUACAUAAAGAAGGAAUUGGGUAAAGUGGUAGUGUACACGACGACCUCUGGUAUCGUGAGAAAAACGUUCUACAAUUGCAAGAAGGUGAAGCAAAUCCUGAGGACGCACAUGGUCAAAUACGACGAGCUAGAUUUGUUUGGGGACGCUGAGCUGCAAACAGAGCUGAGAGAUCGCUUGGGCUCCACGGUGAUACAGUUGCCCCAGCUUUUCAUCGAUGGGCAACAUAUCGGGGGAUUCGACACCGUGGAACGACUCAACGAAUCUGGAGAACUAAGAGAGAUGCUUAAGCCCUACCAGAGCGAGGACGCCUGCACAGUCUGCCUGUUCUGCGGAGGUUACCAGUGGCAGCUGUGUCCUGUUUGCAACGGAAGCAAGAGAUCCGUUCACCGCAACGACUUCACCGCGGAAUUCGUCGCCUUGAAAUGCGCGAAAUGCGACGUGAACGGUCUCAUCCGAUGUCCCCAUUGCUGAGCAAAAAAAAAAAAAUAAAAAAAUAAAAAAAAAAAGAAA
Messenger RNA from Apis dorsata (giant honeybee), 2496 nucleotides. RefSeq lists its product as uncharacterized. The record is from RefSeq and is a predicted model, not a curated record. Gene Ontology annotation, biological process: sensory perception of sound. NCBI's taxonomy places the organism in Eukaryota, Metazoa, Arthropoda, Insecta, Hymenoptera, Apidae. The coding region runs from base 16 to 2457 and encodes 813 amino acids. The transcript is spliced from 6 exons.